Messenger RNA from Ictidomys tridecemlineatus (thirteen-lined ground squirrel), 2734 nucleotides. RefSeq names its product hydroxy-delta-5-steroid dehydrogenase, 3 beta- and steroid delta-isomerase 7 (gene Hsd3b7). Gene Ontology annotation, biological process: steroid biosynthetic process. The record is from RefSeq and is a predicted model, not a curated record. Gene Ontology annotation, molecular function: oxidoreductase activity, acting on the CH-OH group of donors, NAD or NADP as acceptor. Lineage: Eukaryota; Metazoa; Chordata; Mammalia; Rodentia; Sciuridae.
AGCAGACUGGGAUGGGGGUUGAGGAGACAUGGAUGGGGCAAGAUGAAGAGAGGGAAAGGGUGGUCUGAAGUAUGGGGUGGCUAGAGGGCUUUCAGGCAAGAGCCCAGACCUGCAGACCCAGCUGCCAUUGCUUUGGAUCACCAGACAGGCUGACACAGCCAUGCCAGGAAUCCCCCACUGAGGCCAACAGUUGGGCCAAGGUCAGGCCUCCCUUUCCUUCCCAGAACCACAGCUGCUGCUGGGCCUCUGGGCUCCUGGGAGAUCCAGCAGGAGGGAAGGACUGAGGUCAUGCAGUGGGAAUGAGGUCACCCUGCUGCUUUGAUCCUAUGGGCCCCCAAAUCCCUCAGCACCCACCCAGCAGGUUCUGGCUUGUCCAUCCUCUCUCCCCAAGUACUUCGCUGUAACCAGAUGCCGGUGGAGUGCUGAGUGACCACCAGGUGGCACCCUGUGGCAAGAGAGUGAGGGGCAGAGGAGUUGGAGGCUGGGCUAGCCUCCGUUCCUGGAAUAGGCCAGGAGGGAGGAGAAGCGAGCGGAAGGAAGACGGUGUGUGGCUGGCCAGCCAGCCCAGGAGACCGCCUCCCCAGUGGCCAGUUUGGGCGCCCUGGGACAGUGGCUGCAGGUAGGCAGAGGUGAUACCAGGGUUCAGGCAGCCUUUCCCUGGUUUGAGCCCUUCCCUUGGUCCUGGGCUUUCCCACCUUCCUAUACUUUCUCCUUUCCUCCCCUUCCCACAAUGCCCUGUCUCCCCACCCUUCUUUUUUGUCCCCAAACCUCUCCCCAUCCACCUCAAUCCCUUACCCUUUCUGUGUCCCAGGCCCUUACUCUUUUAGUAACUCAGCAGUUAACAGGAUCAGAGGGCAGGUAGCCUGGCUGCUACCCCCACCACUGCAGCCUCCAGGAGCAGCUCUGCCUCCCCACCCUCUGUCAUGGAGCUCUGGUUCACUAGGGUGCCAGGCCCCUUCUAAGAGUAAUGAAUAACCGGGGCAGGUAGCAGCAGGCAACUCAGAUGAGCCAAGGUUUCUCCCCACAGCUGGGCAUGGCAGAAUCUGCACAGGCCCCGAAGCUGGUGUACCUGGUCACAGGUGGCUGUGGCUUCCUGGGGGAGCAUGUGGUGCGAAUGCUGCUGGAGCGGGAGCCGAGGCUCCAGGAGCUGCGGAUCUUUGACCUGCACCUGAGUCCCUGGAUAGAAGAGCUGAAGACAGGGCCCGUGCAGGUGACUGCCAUCCAGGGGGAUGUGACGCAGGCCCAGGAGGUGGCAGCAGCUGUGGCUGGAGCCCAUGUGGUCAUCCAUACAGCUGGGCUGGUGGAUGUAUUUGGAAGGGCCAGUCCAGAGACCAUCCACAAGGUCAACGUGCGGGGCACACAGAAUGUGAUCGAGGCUUGUGUACAGACUGGAACUCAGUUCCUGGUGUACACAAGCAGCAUGGAAGUUGUGGGACCUAACAUCAAAGGACACCCCUUUUACAGGGGCAAUGAGGACACCCCAUAUGAGGCAGUACACAAGCAUCCCUAUCCUUGCAGCAAAGCCCUAGCUGAGCGCCUGGUCCUGGAGGCCAAUGGAAGGAAGGUCCGAGGGGGGCUGCCUCUGGUGACUUGUGCCCUGCGUCCCACCGGUAUCUAUGGUGAAGGCCAUCAGAUCAUGAGAGAUUUCUACCGCCAGGGUCUGCGCCUUGGGGGUCGGCUCUUCCGGGCCAUCCCAGCCUCUGUGGAGCAUGGUCGGGUCUAUGUGGGCAAUGUGGCCUGGAUGCAUGUGCUGGUGGCCCGGGAGCUGGAGCAGCAGGCAGCACUCAUAGGCGGCCAAGUGUACUUCUGCUAUGACAAGUCACCCUAUAAGAGCUAUGAAGACUUCAACAUGGAGUUCCUGGGCCCCUGUGGAUUGCGUCUGGUGGGCACCCGCCCACUGCUGCCCUACUGGCUGCUAGUGCUUCUAGCUGCCCUCAAUGCCCUGCUGCAAUGGUUGCUGCGCCCACUGGUACUCUACGCACCCCUGCUGAACCCCUACACACUGGCUGUGGCCAACACUACCUUCACUGUCAGCACCAACAAGGCACAGCGCCAUUUUGGCUAUGAGCCCCUGUUCUCAUGGGAGGACAGCAGAACCCGCACCAUUCUCUGGGUGCAGGCCAUGGAAGGUACAGCCCAGUGAUGGUGGGGCUGGGGCCUGGGGCCAUCAUGGCCUCGAGCCCUCACACCCUGGAUGGGAUGGAAUGGCUGGAUUUCAGAGCUGAAAGCUCUGGUGCCAUCUAGCUAUCCCAGAGCCCUCCACAUUUUAUGGCCACAAACUCUUGAGUCUGGAUUGUGUUCUUAUGCUUGGUUCCAAGUUCCAGGGCAGGGUUUUCUUCACUCUCAACCCAGGCCUGCUGGAUGUUUAGCAAAAAACUGAUUUCCAGAUGUUCUCACUAUGCCAUCCUACUUCUGAUUCUCAAGCAUGAAGUGGCCAAGGUUCUAAAGACUGACACCCAAGUACCUCUGGACUAGGUUCAGAUUGAAGAGACUUCUCUGGUUUCUCCCUCCACCUCUGUCCUCAGGGCAUUAUCUUCCCAUUAUUUAAAAUGAUAUAUCACCUUUAGACAUUUUCUUAAUUCCCCUCAAUGAAAGCUGAGAAAAUCAGUGUUUUUUCACUUCUUAUCCCUCCUCCCAAAUCGAGAUCCUGCAAUAUUAUUAGCUCUUUGCCUGAGGAUGUCUCAGUAAUGCUGUACCUUGCCAAGCCCUGUAUUAAAAUCCUUUUCCAAGCCUG